AGGAGACCACUGGGCAGCUGAUCCCGGAGGCUCCUGCCUGGACUGACCCUGCAGAGCCACAAAGAAUCACAUCAUUUUGAAAUACUCAUGGCAGAGGAAGGGGCCAUCCUCACCAGGAACCUGAAAGCUGCUGUCUCCGCCAUCCUCCAGGGCUACCCUGGCAGGCAGCCUCCAGUGACAGAUGCCAGCGCUGAGCUGCACAGACUCUGUGGCUGCCUGGAGCUGCUGCUACAGUUUGACCAGAAAGAGCAGAAGAGCCUCCUGAGGCCUCGGAAGGAUUACUGGGACUUCCUCUGCUCUGGCCUACAGCAACAGCGGGGCAGCACGGAGCCAGCCCGCUUCGUCUGCUCACAGGACAAGUUGAAGACUUCUCUAGCAAAAGGCCGUGCCUUCAUCCGCUUCUGCCUAGCCCACGGACAGCUGGCCGAGUCCCUGCAGCUCUGCCUUCUGAACCCCGAGCUCACCAGGGAAUGGUAUGGCCCCCGGAGCCCUCUGGUGUGCCCUGAACUCCGGGAAGACCUCCUGGAUUCUCUCUAUGCUCUCAAUGGAGUGACCUUCGACUUGAACCUGCAGUGGCCGGACCUAGAUGAAGCCUGGCCCAUGUUCUCAGAGUCCUGCUGCCCCAGCCGGACCCAGGGAAGAAGACCCAGAAAGACCAAAGACUCCCCAAAGCAGCUUCCUAGCACCAGGUACGGAUACCGUGAGGACUCAGCCUGUGCCCAGAAGGGGGAACACACUGCAACGCCACCUGUUAAGUGCGGUGAUGCAGCCAUGCACGGAGGAACAGGGGAGCCUGGAGACGGCUUCUCAGGAGAGAUCUCAGCCACACGUGGAAACCCCACAGCAGUCCAGCCAGAGGAGCUGCACACUAGCCAAACCAGCUGUCUGCAAGAUGCACCCAGGAAAGACUGGUUAGCCGGACUCCCCAGGUCCCAGCAACAAAGGCACCUUCCUCCCUUUUUGGAAAAGAAAAGAGAAGAUCCCAGGAGCCUUGGGUCCUCCCAGGGCAUGUGGGAACCAGCAGGGGAGGAACUUCAGCAAGCCCAGGAGAAAGGAGCCCCAAGAACUGGGAUCUGCCUGGAGAUUUCAACACCCAGCAUCCAGGGACAGGGAGAGGGGUCUGAGGGGGCUCCAAAGGAGGUGACAGGCACAGAGGCCAAGGGCAGAAGGAUUCUUCCCAGUGCGGAGGGGACUCAUGAAGGGGGAGCAGAGCGGGGUCAUGUCCAUAGGCUACUGGCCUCCAGCCCUACAGGGACAAUAGAGGACACAAUGUCAGGGAACCAGCAGGAGUGGGAGGUGCCUAGCAUUCCAGGGGAGCCCCGGGUCCUUUGGGGCCUGGGAACAAAGGAAGACUUCACCCCAGAGGAACCACAAGAGGAAACAGGAGAGACCAGUGUGACCAGGAGGAAGGAGCAAGCAGAAGUGGCCUUGCAGGAUGUGGUCAAGAGCCUGAGACGUGGGCUCCGGAAGACCGAGGAGCGGGCGCAGCACCAGGAGCAGCUGCUGAAGGAGAAGGAAGGGGAGCUGCGGACACUACAGGAGCGGCUCAGCAGGUGUCAGGAAGAGAGGGCCCGGCUGCAGACAGAGCUGGAGCAGAAUCAGCAGGAGGCUGAGAGGAAGGACGCCAUGUAUGAGAAGGAGCUUGGAGGGCAGCGGGACCUGGUCCACGCCAUGAAGAUGAGGGUGCUGGAACUGAUUCAAGAGAAGGAUGACCUGUGGCAGAAGGUCCAGCAUCUCUCUUCCAUGGCCCCCGGAUGCUGUGUUGACUGCAGCAAGGUCUUUGGCCGGCUGUCUCGGCGGUACCCAUGCAGGCUCUGCGGAGGCCUGGUUUGCCAUGCCUGCUCUGUGGAUUACAAGAAGAGAGGGCGCCACUGCCCACCCUGCUCCCAGAAGGGAGCAGCUCAGUUCGACCAAUGAGAUCACCCCGGAAUGGCCACCCACCCCAUCCCGUCAACUCCCUCCCCUCCGCCCUUCCCACCCCUCUGGUCUGACCUAUCCUGCCUUCUGGAAGUUGGUGACCUAAGGCGGACAACACUUGUGUGCGCAUUCUGUAGUGUGGGAGUGGAAGGAGCCAGGCUGGCAGGCAGGAGGCAGGAGGCAGGUUGAAGCCCUGCAUCCACCAUCCAUGAGCUGGGCGACUUGAGAGAGCUCACAGCUGUCUGGGCUUCUUCUGUAAGUGAGGGAGCCGGGCACCAUCCUCUCUAAAGUUCCUCCAGGCCCAGAAUGUCCUUGACCAAGAAGAAGACCCAGAGACCCUGACAUUUCCCACACUCCCACCUCACCCAGCCCACCGCUCACCACACUCAGGAGCAUCCUGUCUGCUUUGAAGGUCUGCUUUUGUUGUGUUUUCAUCUUUAACAUCUUUCCUGAGUUACUAUUGACAUUUAACACACUUCACAUAAAUUGUACAAUUUGAUGAGUUUUCACUUUAAUAUAUACCCAUGACACCAUCGCCAUACUCAAAAUAAUGAACAUCAUUCCCAUCAUUCCCCAAAUUUCUUCAUGCCCUUUGUAACCUUCCCUCCUCCUCCUCUCUCCCCGGCACCCACUUACUUGCUUUCUAUCACUGGAGACUAGUUUUCCAGAAUUUUAUAUAAAUGGAAUCCUAAUUUUACACUCUCUA
Molecule: messenger RNA, 2623 nt
Organism: Panthera uncia (snow leopard)
Lineage: Eukaryota; Metazoa; Chordata; Mammalia; Carnivora; Felidae
Gene: RUFY4
Product: RUN and FYVE domain containing 4
Exons: 12
Coding region: 88-1917 (609 amino acids)
Biological process (GO): positive regulation of macroautophagy
Source: RefSeq, a predicted model, not a curated record